This is a messenger RNA of Porites evermanni, 9040 nucleotides long. NCBI's taxonomy places the organism in Eukaryota, Metazoa, Cnidaria, Anthozoa, Scleractinia, Poritidae. The record is from the annotation of a GenBank genome assembly.
GCACCAUCCUCCCUUAGAAUAGAGCCAGUUGGUAGAUGGUUUGAAGCAAACCUUCAGCGACGUCAGCAUGGUCUUUCAUCUCAUCAUUCAAGUUCCAGUUCAAGUUCAAGUGCAAGUUCUGAAGUAAAUCUCUCAUCUGAUGAAGAGGAUCCUAACUUUUUACUUACUCUUGAUCCUUCAGAAUGGAAGGUAGAGUUUAUGUAUUCUAUAUAAGUAUUAUUAUGUAGCAGUCAAUUCCAAAACCCACCAUCCUUCCCCUCUCCCGGUGCAUACCCUAGCCAUUUGACCGCCGUUUUGCCCAUACAGUGGGGAAUUUGACCCAAAAUGAGGCCUGCCCAGACGGUCAUUUGACCCCUUUUGUGUCAAAAUGCUGGUCAGCGUCGCAAGCAAAAGGAUUUUGUAAUUCUUACUGCAUUCAGUAUGAGCAUGGUGUUUACAGCUCUUUGCUCCUAUAUUCGCUGUUUUGUUGGAGCUUUGAGAACCUUUGAAAAAGCCUGUAAAUGUGGGCUUUCUGGAAUGUACAAUUUUGUGUAAAUGAAAAAACCUCCAUAAGACAGUUUUCUGAGACUGAGAUAUUUCGGAUGUGUAUAACAAUGUUUAUAUUUGAAUAAAAGAUUUGAUGCAUUGGGAAAUUUUGGAACAGUUGCUGGUGGGUGGGGGAUUUGAUGCUUUUUGAAGUGCUAGCCAGUGGGCAUUUGACCAUCUAAACAGCCAACACACUGGGCAAUUUCACCAAAAUUUUUCAAAAACUUCAAAUGCCCAGGGGGAAGAAGGAGGGGGCAUGGGCGGUUUUGGGAUUGACCGGUUCAUUACCUUAACAAACAAGACUGUCACAGAGCUGUUACGUAUAACUUAAAGAUACUUUUUUCUGUUUGUUACAAUAAUACAUUCAUUUUGUGUAAAAGGAGGAAAUUUGGUUCUUGCUCUUUCCACGUUUUUAAGAAACUUUGCAAUUUUACGGUGUUAAAAAUCUGGCCAGGUUUUGUCAUACUGUUUAAAAUUAAUAUUGGUUGUCAAAUAUUGGAAUUGUUAAACAAUGUUGUGCUAUUUUCUAACUGCAAACACUGAACCACGACACAUAUUUUAACAAUAAAUUUCUAAAAAUUAAAAUUUGCAUCGUCAUGGUUAGGUGAUGAUUGUGUUUUUUUUUGUUCUGAGAUUUAGUGUUAACAUGUUUAUGACAUGUUCAUGAGGCCUUAUGUGCCACAAGGCACAAAGAAGAUAGGUGAACGUGAAUGUUUAUGACAUUCAUUUUGCAGCAACAAGAUCAUUACAAGGUCCUUGGACUUGAGAAACUUAGACACAAAGCCACAUUAGGAGACAUCAAGAAAGCAUGUAAGUUUGUCAUAUUAGGCAGCAACAGUUUUAAUCAAAUUUUUAUGUCUCAUACACAUGUGGUUAUGCAAGGCUCUUUCCCAAGGAGCCUUGUGUGAUUACACAAAUGCAUGAAUUGAUGAAUUUUAACUGUGCGAUUACACUCAGGAUGUGGUGGUGUAAGAAAGAAAUUUUUCAGUUGAAUAGAACAUUGAAUUUUUUUGUCAUUAGAAGUUUUGUUCCCGGAGUUCACACCAGCUUUUUUCUAUGCACCUUCAUUCCUUUUUCAAGUUAAGUUAAACUCUAUUAGCAAAUUGGCCUCCUCCCAUAGCUCAGUUGGUAGAUCACUGCAGCACUAAAUCAGAAACCAUGGGUUCAAAUCCUGUUGAAGUUCUGAAUUUUUCGUUUUUGGGGGGGAGGGGGUUAAUUUUCAAUAUUGCUGAAAUAACGCUUACAGCUAUGAUGUUCAUAUCUUCGAUUUCAUUUAUCUUCAUGGCAGUGAAAUAUUUGAUUUCUCGGACCUUACUGCUUUGAACAAAGUCUUGAGUUAGGCUUUCCUUUCUCUAACAAUGAUAUAAAAUCCUGUAAAUUAUGUUACUUUUUUAGUUAAAAAGAAAGUCCUGAAACAUCACCCAGACAAGAAGACGUCAAACCCAGAUGCCAGUGACUCAAAGAUUUCUGAACAGAGCCUCUUUGCAUGUAUAACCAUUGCAAAUGAUAUUUUAAGCAACAAAUCUAAGAGAAGAGCAUACGACAGUGUUGAUCCUUACUUUGAUGAUUCAGUUCCUUCAGUUAAUUCCAACUCCAAGAGUAAUUUUAUUGAAGUAUUUGGUCCAGUCUUUGAAAGAAAUUCAAGGUAAGAUCACUCUGUAUCAUAGAUUAUAAAUCAUUAUCAUAGAUCAUAAAUGCCGUGUAGAUAUUGUGCAAUCUGAGUUUCAGGAUUUAAAAUGCCUGUGGGGAAGGGAGGGGGAAUCUCUAUUUAUCUCUAUUUAUAAGCUGGUCGGCUUCUCAGAGAUUUCCCUGCAUGGUCACCUUCCAGGGGCGGAUCCAGGAUUUUUUUUAGGAGGGGGUGCACUCGUCUCUUGCUCUACUUCAACACCAAUAAACCACAUAGUUUUUUUUUGCAGAAUACCAGUUGUAUUAGAAAACCGCAGGUCAUCUCAGGGGGGGGAGGGGGUGUGCACCCCCUGCACCCUCCCCCUAGAUUCGCCACUGCCUUCCCAGCUGUUAACUAAUUAACUUGUUAUGAUUUUACUGCUACUUACUGUAAUUUAUUUUGUGUGGCAAAAAUUAUGAAAUAAAUGGAAUAAAAUAGGCUUGAAUACCAAUGGCUGUUCAGGAAAUGAUCACAUACUCCUCCCUAAAACAAAGUGGACCCGAAGGAGCUACCGAAAUUGAGCCUAUCUGUAUCAGUUCACUUUGAUAAUCAUAGCGGAGCUCCACGCGAGACGCGAACCAUAGCUAAGGAAAUGUGGUAAUUUACCCAUCCGAGAAAAUUUGAUAAUCACGUGACCGUACAUCGAGUGACCGACCGACCGACCGCACCACAGGCAUACCAAUGUAAAAUAACUCAAUCAACAGGUAUCGCAAUUCAAAUGCAACUCAAGGUUUUAUUUGGAAGGAAAUCACAUGGCCGCCCGGACUUUUAGAAGGAAAAAGCAACAACAAAUUCGUGUCUUUUUCGGCAUUAUUUUUUAUGUUUACACUAACGUGGAUAACAGAGAAAGAGCUAGAGCGAGUUAUUGAAAACAAAGGAGACGAAUUUCGUAGGAAGAAAAACAUGGCAAUUCAAAGCGGCGGUGAGAAAAUGAGAAAUGCUAGCGGCCAGCAAGGUGAAAAUGAGCGGCAGUGAAAAAUAAAAGGGAACAUGAACACAGGAAACAAAAUAUUGGGUAAGCACAUACGACAAUUACUCCAUAAAAAUAAUGUGUAGCUAGGACGUUUGACGUCUUAGUCGUACAAAACAGCGUUGUAGUCGUGCAAAACAACGGCAAGGGAAAGACAAAAAAGCGUGCUGCUCGUGCAAAUUUGGUUUUUGCUAAUUAGAAGAAAAAGUGUACCGCACGUGCAAUUUGGUUUUUUGCUAAUUAGAUCUAGUAGACUUGAAGCCAUUUUCAAUACCCAAUUCAAAUCUCCCGGGGAUAAGAUUCUUUGUGUUUUGUAUUUGCAUUAUAAUGUGACAUUCACAUUUAAAUGAUAUGGAAAUUCCUGAAACAAAACGUUUUAUUCCCAAAAGGUUUGAAUUGGGUACAACAUUGAGUUAGCCGAAUAGGUCUAUUGCAGUCUGUGAAAUUUUGUUUUACUGUAGGUGGUCGAAUCUUCAACCAGUGCCAACAUUAGGAGAUAAUAAUUCUACUUUUGAAGAAGUUGAUAAUUUUUACAGUUUUUGGUAAGCUUCUUUUCUUGCGUGCACUUUUAACUAGUUAGUUAAUACACGAUUUUUGCUUAUAUCCAGUGUAAUUGUUUCUUCUCGACAGGCUUUCUUUGUACAGUACAAUUUGGUAUCAAAUUUACUUUUGGACCGCAAAGUUUUUUGUAUUGCAAUUGUAAAGAAAAGUUAGUUUAAGAAGGGGGUGAAUUUUCGCUGUUUCUUUCUCGCGGAAGUUUAUUCUUGGGAAUCUUUCGAAAAUCCGCGAAAUUCACAAAAACCAGAUCCCGCAUUAUUUCUUGUUACAUUGUAACGCUUCUCUGUUAUUUUGUUGUAGGUAUAAUUUCGAUUCUUGGAGAGAAUUUUCUUAUCUUGACGAAGAAGAAAAAGAAAAAGGCGAAAAGUAAGUAUACUCACGAUUAAUUUUUUGAUGUUUGAUCUUAAACUUGCACCUUUUAACCUUUUUUUUGUUACUUUAUCACAGCCGUGACGAAAGGAGAUGGAUUGAAAAACAAAACAAAGUCAUGCGACAAAAGAAGAAAAAAGAAGAAGUUACUCGCAUUANUUUGAUCUUAAACUUGCACCUUUUAACCUUUUUUUUGUUACUUUAUCACAGCCGUGACGAAAGGAGAUGGAUUGAAAAACAAAACAAAGUCAUGCGACAAAAGAAGAAAAAAGAAGAAGUUACUCGCAUUAGGAAUUUAGUUGGUAUGUUUCUCUCAGUCAUGGCUUGCAAGCAAGCCCUCCAAUUUAUGGCGAGCGAUGCGAGCAGCGAAGGAACGCGCAAACGAGCGGUGAUAGCCUUCGUGGCGCGAAUGCUAAAUGGAGAGGGCGCGAGAGGAGGAGGAAAACGAUCCCACUCGCGUUUUGUUUCGCUUUCGGCUCUCGCGUGACUUCUCGCGAUGACUCCCCCAAAUUUAGAGCUUGCUCGUAGGCUAUCUCAGACGUAGUUUUUACGUCGUUACUGAUUUUUUAUGUAUAUACCGUUGGUUGUAGAUAAUGCUUAUACUUGCGAUCCAAGAAUAAAAAAGUUCAAAGAAGACGAGAAGGAAAGAAAACUUGCUGAAAAGAAAGCCAAAGAAGAUGCAGCGCGGGCAGCUGCAGAAGAAAAAGAACGAGUGAGUAUUGACACACUAUCUGAGUGGCGCUCAAGAAGCCAAACAAGCGAACUUUCUCGCAGGCUGCUCGAUAUAAUUUAACGGCUACGCUAUUACUCUUUCACUCCUAGCAAAGACUUGAAGCUCUUGAAAAUGAACGAAAACUUAAAGAAAAAGAAGAACAAGAAGCAAGAGAAAAGGUGAAGAAAAUACUAAACUGAUUUUAAUCUUAUCUUUCAACAAAGGGGCGUUUAAAACCGUUGCCUGAACCCCGACUUAGUUUAAACGGUUUGUACCGUUAUUUCUCCGUACUUUAAGCGAGUGUAAACUUCUCUUUCCAGAACUGAAGUUCCGUUCACACCAAAGCUUCGAUGAUGUUUGUCUAUAUCAUAGCUGAUUUGAAAAUAUCCAGAAUGAAAUUAAAUAUUUGAGAAAGACACUAUUGCGGCAUCUCCGCUCGGUUUUCAAUUGAAAAUGGAAAAAAUAAAAACCAAAUGAUAUGUAAUAUCGUCGCUUUUGUAUCAUAAUGUAGUUUACUUGUGAUGGUGAUUGCUACUUUUCGACUUGUUGCGUGUCAUCUUGUUGCUUAAAUAAAGGAGGCUUGAAACGAUAUCCAAACGUCCGCUCAUGUUUAGAUUUUUAAACGAACUUUAUUAGGGAUCACAACUGAUUAUAUUUUUUUUAUAGGCGCAAGCGGCCAAAGUAGAAAAAACAAAAAUGAAGAACAUUAUGAAAAAAGAACGAAAAACCAUACGGACAGUAAUAAAGGUGCGUUACGUUGCAUUCCCUUUGUUAUGUGUACUAGUUGCGCUUGAUGGUCCAUUACCGUGGAAACAGAUGGAGUGGUAACAUUCUUCAGGAAAAGACUGUUAGUCAAGACAAAUCAGUCAGGAAUAGUGUGAAAAACUGAAAGGCUAGGAUUGAUUUUGUACUUAGGGGUAGUUCCAAUAAAAUAUGCAGCAUUUACAGCAUUCCGCAUACUGUAUUGGGCCAUUUCAAAGGCCAAAAACGGCCAUUUAGAGUCAUUUGAGCCAAAUUACUCUUGGGUGGAGCUAAACUGCUUAUUUUUAAACUUUCUUUUGACAGAAUUAUGAUUAUUUUGUCGAAGACGAAGAGGCAAGAAUUCGUGAAAUGGAGGUGAUGGACCGGCUACUCGAAGUAAUUUCUCUUGAAAAGUAAGAACCUCUUUUUUUCUGUAAAUAAGUCGUAAGUUAAAAAUUAUGCUGUUGGCAACGUGGAGUCUCUGGAGUAUCCAGACAAGGGAGAAUUCCAGUGUUGAUUGUAGGGAUAUAUGUGUUAAGGUACAAGUAUUAUAUAGCGUAAUUAGUAUUUUCUUUGUAUGAUCCAGUUUACAGACGUUCAGAGAAGGUCUUGAAACGGCCGGAUCGAAAGAGGAAGUGAAAGUAAUUUACGAAAAAGAGGUAGGGAACAACGCUGCCAUAACUUGUUUUCAACUGGUUUUGUAUCGUAAAUUCUAACCAAUUUGAAUGUAUGUUUUGAACAAUAGAUUAUUUCUUACUUACCCAAAGCCUUCGCUUCCGUAUAUUGAACAAUUAAUGAAUGAGGCUGAGUAUCUUAUGAAGAAUCAUGGUGAUCGAGGAGGGUGUUACUUCGAGUUGUAUUCUUGCUGUUGUUGCCAUGUUUUUAGCGAUUAUUUUGCUUAGUUCUUACUCUUGAAACAAGUGAAAUGUCUGCCAUUUUUUGUUUCCUCAACCAAAACAACUCAACCUCGUCCCCAGGUCUUCUCGGUUAACGGCGCAUUAACCUGCAAAAACGCUGCUUUUUUGACGUCAUUUCCUCGUUAAACACAAAAUUCUUCCAAAUUUGGUCAUCAGCAACUGGUUAUGGUGAAUUAUGCGUGUGCUUUUAGCCAAUCAGAAUCGGGGAUAUAUUUGGAAUGAAUAAUAAUUGCUUUUUAGAUGGAGCAAAUGAGAGAACGAAUGAGACAAGAGGCCAUGGCUGCGACGAAACAAACAACAAAGAAUAAAGAAGAAGGAGAAGAAGUGACUGAUGACUGGACUGAAGAGCAAACGCAGCUUCUUAUUAAAGCUGUUAACCUCUUCCCUGCUGGUACUGCUUCCAGGUAAACCUCGACGUGAUAUAAUUUCUCAGAGUUCCGAAACGUAUUUGUGCGGCUCAGUUUUCGAUUUCCCGGAUCUUGAAAUAACUGAGGAGCAAAGUAUCGGUGUGACCCGGAGGAGGACCACGUAGAAAUGUUGGUCUUGUGCAAGUACUACUGAAGAGGUUUCAUUUGAAUGGUAACACCAUAGGAUUUCAUCCAGACUCAAAAGUGAGAACUGCAUACUAAAGAAAUAGUACCAUGUGAAAGUACUGCGGAAGAGUUUUUAAUUAAAUGGUAGCACAAUAGGAUUUCAUCCACAGACUCAAAAGUUAGAGCUGCAUACUAAAUAAAUAGCACCAUGUGAAAGUACUGCUGAAAAGAUUUUAUUUAAAUUUCUUACACCAUAGGAUCUCAUCCACAGACGCAAGAGUGAGAACUACACACUAAAUAAAUAGCACCAUGUAAAGUGCUGCAGCUGAGGUUUUACUUGGUAACAUAAUAAAAUUUCAUCCACAGACUCAAAAAGUUAGAACUGCGUUCAUUCAUCUACUCAUGACUGAUGCUGUAAGUUUAAAGGUUAAUGGUACAUGUUUUGGUUUUGUUUUUAGAUGGAAGGUGAUUGCUGAUUACGUCAAUAUGCAUUCAAAGACUGGCACCGAACGAGACUCGAAGCACGUCAUAAAAAAAGUCAAGAACUUGAAGAAACUAGGUUUGUGCCAGGCAUGUUUUACUCUGCUUCCAUUUAAGCUGUCAGGUUUCAACUUGGUUCCAGCCAGGCUUCUCUCCUACUCGUCCCUACGGAGUGACGAAUAAGAGAGAACCCUGGGAACGAGGUUGGUCAGGUGCAUGCAUCUGUGUGCCGCGCAACAGUAAACAGGCAACUUGUGUUAAAGGCGAAAGUAAUCCGAACAAACAAACGAACAAAUCCGAUCAUGUAGGCGGUAGCAAGGACCAGCGGGCAUCUACAUAAGUGCAUGCGCUUAAAACACUGUAGAAACGACCAACUUUUUACAGAUGUAAGAGAUUAUCGUUUAUACGCAAAUCAGUAUGUUUUUUUCUUUCAUGGUCAAAGUAAGCCAUGGUCCCUUGCAGUUGAUUGACAGAUCAUUUUGUACACAAUUUGCGACUCAUAACAUUUAGUUCAACUUGGAGAUGUGAUCAGAUUUCUAAGGACGAAAUUUUAUAAUCAACAGAUCCGUCUCAAAAACAGGAGGUUAACCGAAAAGCUUUUGCAAAGUUCGAUAAAGAUCACAGCGGGAGCAGAACAGCAACAGCCGCGGCAGAAUCUGAUCCAACUGUUAGAUAUAAUGGUAAGGUCACUCUAUCCACUUGUUAGAAGUACAUGAAAGUAUCCUGUACUUUGGGAUUCAAACGAUCGUUUUAUCAUUCAAAGUUAAAGCUCUACGUUAAUUUUUCAUGGACCUUCUCAAGUCUUUUCAAGUCUACUGCGCAUUUUCUACUCGAACUGCACUUAAAACGAGGCGAAGACGGUGGAUACGAUUAUGUGAGCCUUGGCUCGUAUAUGUAGGUUGCGUAUGUUGCCUCCUGGCUUUCGCUACCCACCCUUCUCUAUUUGAGAAGGGAUGAGUAAGGGAGCGGUCUAAAAACUUCAAAUUAAUCGUGGAUGUGAAGAGUAAGUUUUUGCAUGAAUCUAGUUUGAAAUUUUAUCGUCUUUAAAGAUUGUUUUUUGUCUUCGUUAGGAAACAAUGCUGCGGAAGGUACCCAACAGACAACUGAUAAACCUUGGACUUCAGAAGAACAAAGGGUAAGAAAUGGCUGUGUCAAUUUAAGUUUAGAUGAGUGACACAUAAUUCUCCUCAGUCGAACAUUUUCUCUUUCUUUUUCCUCGUUUAGCUUUUAGAGAAUGCUUUACGCUCAUAUCCCACCAAUACAGCGGAAAGAUGGGAGCGGAUCGCUGAAUCUGUACCGGGACGAACGAAAAAAGAGUGCAUGAAAAGAUACAAGGUUAGUCAAGUUUAGUGAGGUUUACGAUUUAUUUUGAAAGCAAUUUACUUCAAUUAUGGAUUACUGAAGUUAUUUUGCAUUUGAAAUUGGACCAGAAAUAGGUAACAAACGUACCUUUUAUGCAUCUUGCGUUUUUGCGCACGUUAUUCAUUCUUUUUGGUCAUUUAUUUGUAGGAAUUAGUUGAGAUGGUGAAAGCCAAGAAAGCUGCACAAAGCAAGGGAAAAGUAGCCUAA